Ceraceosorus bombacis is the source of this 1764-nucleotide messenger RNA. NCBI's taxonomy places the organism in Eukaryota, Fungi, Basidiomycota, Exobasidiomycetes, Ceraceosorales, Ceraceosoraceae. The record is from the annotation of a GenBank genome assembly.
AUGGCUUCACCUAACUCCCACCAACUCGUCUCUUCUGGAGCAGAGUCGGACAUUCUUCAGCUCAAGAAGCGAGGUGAUGUGCCCGCUGCUCGCAGAGAGAGGAUGGGAGUGCUGAGCUCAGGCAGCGCUUCCUCGGCCCACUUGAAAGUGCGCUCUCCAGCUGUUGACGCUUCUCAAGUUACGCCUCUCGUCCAGAAACAAGCUCACGGCGGUGAAGUUGCUCAUCUCGAGAAGCGCCAAAGCCUUGGCCAGCCCUUCACGGUUACGCUCGCUGGCACUGCGUAUGAAGGCACCUUCACCACUGAGGGUCAGCUUGUAGCUACGCAGGCCCUUGUGAGCGGGAACCGCUGUUCCCACUUCCACGACCUUGAGUGUGCCGACAGAGACUGCCGACCCGGGUUACACAAGUCUCUGUACCGACUAUCCCAGAGCUUCGAUUUGCGAAUGGUCUCGAGGAGCAAACCCCACUGCAGGCAAAAACGAUGGCGGCUUUACCCCAAACAACUCAACAGAAGCACCUGCCAACAUUGGGGGCGUCGCUAACACAAACUCAUCAUCGGCAAGUCCAUUUCCUGCUAGCAGUGAUGGUUCGUCCUCCGGAAAUGCAAUACUGCCCGGCCCGGCAAAACCAGAGGGGUCUUCUGGCACCAACUCAAAUAACGGCGGCAAGUCCAACACUGGCGCCACUGUAGGCGCAGCCGUCGGCUGUCUCCUCGGAGGUUUGCUCAUCGGCGCCCUCUUCGCAUUGUGGUUCCUCCGCCGUCGCCACAGAAAUCGUGUUGCUGCGAUGCAGCGAGCACACGAGAGCGACCUGGCCAGAUACUCGGACAAGGGUACUGAAGGCAUGACCGUCUUGCCAUACAAGUCGGAGCGUCCAAACAAUAAGGCACUAGAGACUGCACGCCAGCGCAUCAAGACGCUCGAAGCUGAACGAAACGCGGCCAGCGCCUUUGGAGAUACGCUGGACAAGCUGAGCGAGCGCGAGCUCGUCGACAAGCUGGGCAGCGUCAAUCGACGACUCGAACAGACAGCAAUGGCGAUCUCGAGGGCUGCUGACCACGGCAACGACGUUACAGCUUCGCGCCUUCAGAGCAGCGGUAGCCUGCCAAAGAGCGUCCCUAGCUUUGCAAGAGCUGCACUCAGCUCGAUCGUCGCCAACAACAAGACGGCAAGUCUUGACAAUGUGCUGAAGCACGUCGUCAAUGCUGUCCUCGUCGAGCAGCUUUGCCAGCCCUUGUGAGUUCAUUCUGUUUUGCGCUCGCCCCGCCGCCGCCGCCACGACUGACACGUCGCUUCGCUCACAGCUGCUUCGUUGGCAAAGCCUCGGAGAAUGAUUCUUUCGCAAGCCUGGAAGUCAGCGUUCUUCGCCAAUUCGACCAGGCGCGCGCCGCUCGUUGGAGAGUCAUGGCACACGCUGGUCUUCGCGAGGCUAGCGGUGAUCCUCAAGGCCGUGCAGCUGUGCGAAACACGGUUCAACAAGCCAUCAGCGCGCUCACCGACGUCCUGGUCUGGUCUGGGGCCGAGAGCAGCCGUUCCGCAGCGAGCGCAAAAGCCAACAAGGAGCUUCCCAGACUCGAAGAGGCGGUCAAGAUGCUGAUCGCGCUCGUCAUUGAGCUGAAGGAGAAAAUGUCCAGCGCCAACUUUGCGAUCACCAGCGCUAGUGGCAUCGCAAGCACCUUCGUCCUUACCGUCGCUCUUGGGCUGCAAUCCACCGUCGCUACAGCUACGCAGCCAAAGAUUCUCCUCCCCGCUGUUUCUGCUUGA